Leucoraja erinaceus (little skate) is the source of this 4038-nucleotide messenger RNA. RefSeq names its product calcium/calmodulin-dependent protein kinase type II delta chain. The record is from RefSeq and is a predicted model, not a curated record. Gene Ontology annotation, cellular component: neuron projection; cytoplasm. Gene Ontology annotation, biological process: protein phosphorylation. Gene Ontology annotation, molecular function: calcium/calmodulin-dependent protein kinase activity; calmodulin binding; ATP binding. The coding region runs from base 605 to 2269 and encodes 554 amino acids. NCBI's taxonomy places the organism in Eukaryota, Metazoa, Chordata, Chondrichthyes, Rajiformes, Rajidae. The transcript is spliced from 22 exons.
CCCUCCCUCCUCUGCCGCCGCCGCAGCAACAGCCCAGACCUACACCGCCGUUCAGUGACUUGUAUCGCGAGAUGUAGGAGCAUCCGAUCCAGGCUUUGCUUUGCUAUUUGCCGCUGGUGUGUGUGAGUGGGGACUGAGCGGGGAUUUGCUUUGCCACUUACCGCUGCACUGAGAGCGGCUGAACGGGGUCUGACUCGGAGCAGGUGACUCGGAGCUGCUGACUCCCUCCCUCUCUCUCUGUCCCGCCCGCCCGCCUACCUGAGAGGAAAGAUAAACAGCAGCCGGAGGGGGAAGAAGGUCACAGCGAGCGAAGCAGGAGGUGUGCGUGAGGAGCAGGGACACAGUGAGGUGACAAGUCGGUGGAGGAAGCAGCGGCGGCUCCACUCGCUCGCUCACUCACUCACUCACUCAGUAUCCGUGACUGAGCUCCAGAAGAGCGCGAUUGCCUCGGUGCAGGGACAAGCAGGGCUUGAGAGGAAGGCGGACAGUGAAGGGGAGGUUGUGUGCGUUUGGAGCCAGCGUUGCCCCGGCCAGGUGGUGUGCACCGUGCGGGGAUCUGCGAGCAGCUUGAACAGCGGAGACAGCAACAGCCACCGCCGUCGACAUGGCUUCGACCACAACCUGCACCAGGUUCACGGAUGAAUACCAGCUCUUCGAGGAACUUGGAAAGGGCGCGUUCUCGGUGGUGAGGCGAUGCAUGAAAAUCUCGACGGGACAGGAAUAUGCUGCCAAAAUCAUUAAUACCAAAAAGCUGUCUGCAAGGGAUCACCAGAAGUUGGAGAGAGAGGCUCGGAUUUGCCGGCUGUUAAAACAUCCCAAUAUUGUCCGGCUCCAUGACAGCAUAUCUGAAGAAGGGUACCAUUAUCUAGUGUUUGAUCUAGUGACUGGGGGAGAAUUAUUUGAAGAUAUUGUGGCCAGAGAAUACUACAGUGAAGCAGAUGCCAGUCAUUGCAUUCAGCAGAUCCUGGAAGCUGUGCUACACUGCCAUCAGAUGGGUGUGGUCCAUCGAGACCUGAAGCCAGAGAAUUUGCUCUUAGCUAGCAAAAUGAAGGGGGCAGCUGUGAAGCUGGCAGAUUUUGGAUUAGCAAUUGAAGUCCAAGGAGAACAGCAGGCAUGGUUUGGAUUUGCUGGUACACCAGGAUACCUUUCUCCUGAGGUUUUAAGAAAAGAUCCAUAUGGAAAGCCAGUUGACAUGUGGGCUUGUGGUGUUAUUCUGUACAUACUGCUAGUUGGGUACCCUCCUUUCUGGGAUGAAGAUCAGCACAGACUGUACCAACAGAUCAAAGCUGGUGCUUAUGAUUUCCCUUCACCAGAGUGGGAUACGGUCACUCCAGAAGCUAAAGAUCUUAUCAAUAAAAUGUUAACCAUCAACCCUGCCAAACGGAUCACGGCCUCAGAAGCCCUGAAACAUCCAUGGAUAUGUCAACGAUCAACUGUAGCAUCUUGCAUGCACAGACAGGAGACUGUGGAAUGCCUAAAGAAAUUCAACGCUAGAAGAAAACUGAAGGGUGCGAUUCUCACAACAAUGUUGGCCACAAGAAACUUCUCAGCAGCAAAGAGUCUGAUGAACAAGAAGACAGAUGGAGUUAAGAAAAGGAAGUCCAGUUCGAGUGUUCAGAUGAUGAUAAACAACAAAGCCAACGUAGUAACCAGCCCUAAAGAGCCCAUACCUACCCCAGCACUGGAGCCCCAAACUACUGUAAUCCACAAUCCUGCUGAUGGAAAUAAGGAAUCCUCCGAAAGUACCAAUACUACCAUUGAAGAUGAAGAUGUGAAAGCUCGCAAGCAAGAAAUUAUUAAAGUUACAGAGCAGCUGAUUGAAGCCAUUAACAAUGGAGAUUUUGAAGGCUACACGAAAAUUUGUGAUCCGGGACUCACAGCAUUUGAGCCUGAAGCACUUGGUAACUUGGUUGAAGGAAUGGACUUUCAUAGAUUCUACUUUGAAAAUGCAUUGUCUAAGAAUCAGAAGCCCAUUCACACCAUCAUAUUGAACCCCCACGUGCACCUGAUUGGCGAUGAUGCAGCCUGCAUAGCGUAUAUCCGCCUCACUCAGUACAUUGAUGGCAGCAGCAUGCCAAAAACCAUGCAGACUGAGGAAACCAGAGUAUGGCAUCGCCGGGAUGGGAAGUGGCAAAAUGUCCAUUUCCAUCGCUCAGGGUCCCCAACUAUACCUAUCAAGUGCACAACCUUUUAUCCGAAAGCCUUGGGACCAGACACUUGUCGGAUUUCGUACAUUUUCGGAUUUCCGAAUGGAAGAUUUUUAGCGUAGAUUAGCUAAGAGAAAUGGUGCCACGGCUGGAUUCUCAGCAUUGAUUCUGGACUGGAAGAUUACAAUCAUACUAUCAGCACUUCUAGUCUAUUUUAACGCAUGUUUCUGAAUGCAUGAUGCUCUAGUGACAUGUCCUUUUCUGUUAAUUCUGUAAAUUUUUGUUUGCACUUCAUAGUAAGAAAUGUUACAAACAGAGUGAAACCAAAGGAAGGAAAAAUGUUGAGAGUACUUUUUAACCCUUUAUUUAUGCCAGGUUUCCUAACUUGAUAUAAUUGUAAACGUCUAAAUGAAAACUUAUUUUUUUCUGGAUUUCAAGUAUUUUAAAAACUACUGUACCCCUUAAUCGUUAUAAAAACAGUGUAAGUGGCACAUAGUCUUAUUCUCUUACUGUAGAAAUACUUUUAUAAUAAAUAUAGAAGGGGAUGUCCUUAAGGUGGCAGGGCACGUAUAUACUUCCAAAAUUUGUUUUUCCAAGCUGGAUUCAUCCAGUCAGGGCUGGCUGCAUCAGCCUGAAGGAACACCGACUGAAGUUGCUGAACAGCCAUUUUAUUCAUAGUUUUUUACCAGCUGAAACAUAUGGAAGAUUAUCUUACAAAAAAUUAAAUUUUAAUGUGCUGGUUCUAUAACUAACCUUUUAUUUGUUGUAUUUCAUCAGUGUCAGUAUUUAGGAUCAUUUUCAAGUUGACACUUAAUUUUUAAUCACUUUGGGUGCAAUACAUUUCAAACAAUCAAGCUUGCUUUACUAUGGUGAUGUGCAGGUCGUGAUUCGAGUCAAAUGCUUAUUGCUUAGGUGGAAAUAGCAUUAGAAUUUUGUGAACUAUGUUAAUCUGCUAUUGGUAGUUACAUAGUAUCAGAUUUAAUAAUAAAAACGCAGGUCCAUUGAAUUUAAUCAUCAAAUAUAGUGGACCUCUGUGAUUAACAUGCAUCAUUAGUGGACCUCUGUGAUUAACAUGCAUCAUUUAUAUAAGAAUCUUCUCGCCUCGGCAGCUGAUCAACAAACAGAUCAAUUUUUUAUUCAUUUUCUCCUAAGGACACAGGAAUUGUUCUUUUGAGGUCAUCUGUGAUUAUUGAUAGUUCGUGAAAUGGAAUUUUGCUUCUGCUUCCGUAUUCUUGUAAGAUGUUCUUGUAAGGAUUCCAUUUACCAAAUAUAUAUUGCCUUUUUGGAAGGGCACAUCCUUCUCAUUUCGUUGCUGCUUCUAUAUUUAGAGGAUUAUACAAUAAUGCAUGUUAUCUCAAUUGGUGUUUUCUGUGAUUUUUGACAGACAUGAUUCGCAUUUAGUGAUUAAUUCCAGGCAGAAUUAACUUAUUUGUAUUAUUUCCUGUGUGUGUUCAUUCAUCAUCCCAAAAAUUGAUAUGCUUAGCUGCUGUUGCUGGUAAAAUAGAUGGCAAUAAAGUGUACCCAUUACCCAUGGAUUCAGAAGUUGUGUAUAAAUGAGCAUGUAUGUUUAUGCGCCAUAUUAAUCUGCCAAUAAAUUCUAUGGAAAAAUAGGGAAAACCUUUAUUUUCUUGGUGACUGGCUGUAAUAACAUUGCAGUAUAAAAAUCUAUAUGUAUUAUCUUGACAUUUUAAAACCACAUCAAGAGCAAGUCUGUCUUCCACACCAGUUCUGACGAGCGGUGAUUGUUAUUUUCCACCACAAUUGAAAUAAUACUUGGGUUCUAUCACUCUGAAAAGCUGCUGUUUAUCAUGGGACACAGUGUACAGGAUUCUUGCCAUAAUGGUAAAUGAUUGAUCUGUUAAAAUAAAAUAAAUUUGUGAUUAUUUCUCCU